AUGCAAUCCGCAAGCCCUGUUGAUUGCGACGAAGAAUUGCCCAAGUGCACUUUGUGCAAGAGGCGCAAAUUGGAAUGCAACUAUCCACCUGAUCCUGACAGCCCAAACUCGCCCAGUGUGAGGGAUGGCUCUGAUAGUGGACCGCGGACGCCAGGUGGCGAUCUGCCAUUACCUACCCGCAUGUUGGAGAUGCGGCUGUUCCACCAAUAUCUGACAUCAACCUAUUUGACAUUAUCCCGAGAUGGAUUGUCCGGCUAUCAUCUAUAUAUCACCAUUCCUAAGAUGGCUGCCUCUAAUCCCUUUCUCCUGGAUAGUAUUCUGGCGCUGUCUGCGCUGCACCUGGCGUCUAUUGAAGUCGAUAAUCGCCAAUCGUGGCUGGAAGCCGCAAUGCGAUAUCAAAGCCAAACGUGUGCUGGACUGGGGAAGUCCCUUCCAGAAAUCACAUACCAGCAAUAUGAGCCGGCCUUUGUGGCUUCCGUGUUCAUCCUUCUAUAUGCUCAGGGGUUUCCCGUGAUAUCAUCCGAUUCCCCCUCGGCGGAUGCAUUCUCAAGAGUAUUGGAGGUUCGCACGUUGAUUUCAGGAAGCGCCAUGUUUUUCACCAAACUCACCGAACUGGGGAUCGAAAGUCAGCUCGACGGGGGGCUAUGCCCACCUGAUGCGGAAGAGAAUUUAGAGCCCCCAUCAUUGUGCGGUGAUAUACAAUUAGAAGGCCGCGAACGAUUAUUCGACCUACACAAGGAAAUAAUGAAAUCCCUUGGCAAACUCAGAACCACCUUGGAAGCAGAUACAUCUCCGAACGGAGCAUUAUACAUUGCUACAUUGCAGAUUUUGCAAUACGCCAUUGAGCCAUGGCCCAAGAUUGGUGCACACGGUGGAGUCAUUGCAUGGCCCCUUUUUCUCGCCGAAGAAUUCAUAACAUUAGUCCAAGAUGGAGAUUGGACCGCCCGUAUACUGUUCUUACAUUAUGCCACCGCUAUGCGCCUUCUAUGCAAUCGUUGGUAUGUCAGGGAUUGGGGUCGACGGCUUGUUCUUGCGACUGUACAACCAUUGGAAGAGAUCCCGCCAAUGUGGAAAGAUACUAUUUCAUGGAUGAUGCAAGGCAUUGGAAUUGAUCAUGGGCCACUGGCACACAGAAAUAUUAAAUCAGAAUAA
This is a messenger RNA of Penicillium longicatenatum, 1152 nucleotides long. RefSeq lists its product as uncharacterized. The record is from RefSeq and is a predicted model, not a curated record. The transcript is spliced from 4 exons. Lineage: Eukaryota; Fungi; Ascomycota; Eurotiomycetes; Eurotiales; Aspergillaceae. Gene Ontology annotation, molecular function: DNA-binding transcription activator activity, RNA polymerase II-specific; zinc ion binding. The coding region runs from base 1 to 1152 and encodes 383 amino acids. Gene Ontology annotation, biological process: regulation of transcription by RNA polymerase II.